AUGACUAGCGGAUUAAAAGACAAUGGAGGCGCUGGACCGCCAAUACUCUUAUUACCAACAGGUGAACAACAGGUUGUUGUCGCUUGUCGUAUUCGCCCAAUGACAGAAGAAGAAGAAAUGGAAGGAGCUACAAAUAUUGCUCAUAAAGUAGCUGAUGAUAAUAUGGUUGUUUUACUCGAUCCUGAAGAAGAUCAUGAUAAUGCUUUGCGUGCCAAUCGAUCUCGUGAACGUAAAUAUGUUUUUGAUGUUGUUUCCGAUGCUCGUGCUGAUCAACAUGAAGUUUAUAGUUCAUCAUCUAAGUUAUUAUUAAGCAGUGUACUAGAAGGUUAUAAUGCUACUGUAUUUGCUUAUGGUGCAACAGGAGCUGGAAAAACAUAUACCAUGUUAGGCACAGAAAAUAAUCCAGGUGUUAUGUAUCGUACAUUGCAUGAUUUAUUUGUUGAAAUUAAAAAAUUUGAAGGAAAACGUGAAUAUCAAGUGACAAUGUCUUAUUUAGAAAUAUAUAAUGAAUUAAUACGUGAUUUACUUGCACCAGCAUCAUCAUUUCUUGAAUUACGUGAAGAUGCUAAAGGUACAAUACAAGUUGCUGGUCUUAGUGAAAUUAUUGCUAAAACUCCUGAAGAAGUUAUGGAUAUGUUACAUAAAGGAAAUCGUGCGCGUACACAAGAACCAACAAAAGCUAAUAAAACAUCAUCAAGAUCACAUGCUGUUUUACAAGUUAAUAUAAAACAACGUGAUAUCAAUAGAUCACAUACAGAUCAAGUUCGAUUUGCAAAACUUUAUAUGAUUGAUUUAGCUGGAUCGGAACGAGCAGCACAAACUCAAAAUACAGGAAAACGAAUGAUAGAAGGUGCUCAUAUUAAUCGAUCAUUGCUUGCUUUGGGAAAUUGUAUUAAUGCAUUAAGUGAAAAAGGAAAUACAAAAUAUGUUAAUUAUCGUGAUAGUAAAUUAACUAGAAUAUUAAAAGAUUCUCUUGGAGGAAAUUCACGUACCCUUAUGAUUGCACAUAUUUCACCAGCAUCAAUACAUUUUGAAGAAUCACGAAAUACAUUAAAUUAUGCUGAUCGAGCAAAAUAUAUAAAAACAAAAGUUCGAAGAAAUGUAGUCGAUGUAUCAUAUCAUAUAGCACAAUAUAAACAAAUAAUACAAGAUCUACGAAAUCAAGUUCAGCUGUUACGUGAACAAAGAGAUGACCUUGAAAUGCGUUUAACAACAACAAAUGAACCUCGAUUUAGUCGACUUGGAAAUAAUAGCACAACAGAACGUCUUCGUGUGGAAGAAGGUUUAAAAUUAAAAGAAAAUAUUAUACAAUCAUAUCGUAAACAAAUCGAUGCUCGACGAGCAUUACUUGAAAUUGAUACUGGACUUAUGGAUGUUAUACAUGAAUAUAAAAGAAAUGAAUCCGUUAUUGAACAUAAUGUAUCCAAUGAAGAGAGUAGUCCACGUAAUAAUAAUAAAAAAUCUUCGGAUGAACUACUGAAUGAUACAAAUUCACCAGAUACUGCUAAACAAAGAGCACGUGCAGAAUUACGAGUCUUAGAACAAGAACGUGGAAAAUUAGAAAAACAACGUAAAAUACAAUUACAAGAAUUUGAAACAUCAAAAAAAGAAUCACGUCGAUUACUUGAAAAAGUAACAAAAAAAAUGAAUACUACUGAACAACGUGAAUUAUUAAGAUUAUUAACAGAAAAUUUUGAAUAUGAAAUGAAAACUAUUGAAUUACAAGCUGAAAUAUUUACUCGAGAUUAUUCAAUUAAACAUAAAGAUUUACAAUUAUUACGUAUGUCACAACAUCGUAGUUUAUGUGAUACAAUUAUUUAUCAACAGAGAAGACUUAUUCAUGACAACAGAAUAUUGGUACCAACAGAUCUUGAAGAAUUGUAUCAAUUAUAUUCUAAAGAUAUUGAUGAAGGUCAACUUAUUCAAGAUCUUAAAAGUUAUUCACCACGUUUAGUAGCUGCUAAUUAUAAUGGUGGUAAACCUUCUGGAUCAGCAACAUUUCCAUUUCUUUCUCAAAUUGCUGAAGAAGAUUUAACAAGUGCAUCAACAUCUGUAACUAGUUUUCAUUUACCAAAUGCAAAUUCUCGACGUUUUAAUAAUCAAACAACAUUACCUCCACAUCGUACAUUAUCAGAUCAAGAUCUAUUUACUCAUGUCAAUGAUGAUUCAACAAAUAAUACUGAUGUCGGACAUGAUUUAAUGUCAGCAACAAAUAAACCAGUAUCAUAUUCACAUUUUAAUUUUGAUCAUGCAUCAAAACAAUUAACUAAAGGAAAUUCUAUGGGUAGUAUAAGUUCAGAAAGUGUUGAUGUAUCAUUAAAUAAUGGUGAUACACGUCGAAAAGGACAUACAACUUCACCACCAAUUGACUGGCCAUCUGCAUCAUCUCCGGCAUUUCGAAAUAAUACUGGCAAAGAUAAACUUGACGUUAGAAAACAAACACAAGAUAUAGCUGCACGUGCUGCUCAACGAAGAGCGAAUCUUCAUCAUAAAGAACUAAUGAAUGAUAUAGGACCAGUCCUUUCUUCUGAUCCUAUUAUUACAAAGGAAAAUAGUUCCAAUGCACUUGGUCUUGAAGCCAAUGGCGCUAAACCAAAAAAGACAGUUACAAUCAAUGAUUCUGGAAUACCUCGACCUCGAGGAAAUGAAUUUCGUCGUACAAAUUCUGAUUCACCUGAUCUUACUGCUCAUGACACAUCAGCAAAUGAAUUUGAUCCAUUCUAUUCAACAGCAUAUAACCGCGGUUCAAAGAAUUCUAACAAAAAACGAUCAAUCUCUCAUGGUUCAUCGUCGAAUAAUCGUUCAAGUGGACCAGUUGCAAACGUUGUCAUUCCUCGAGAUUAUUAA
Messenger RNA from Adineta steineri, 2847 nucleotides. NCBI's taxonomy places the organism in Eukaryota, Metazoa, Rotifera, Eurotatoria, Adinetida, Adinetidae. The record is from the annotation of a GenBank genome assembly.